AGUACAGAAAGACGGACACAGAAAGACAGGCAGGGAGUCACAUGUGCUGAGGAGCGACAUUUUAUCUGUAAAAAAAACAAAAAAACCUACAUUACACAUUUAUCAGUCUGCCUCUCUGGGCACCUGGUUCCGUUAGGGUGUAAAAGCUAAAAUGCUGUUCGUUUUACUUCUUUCUUCACUGAUUGCCUCAGCGAUAGCUGACGAGAAAGCCAGGGCCCUACCCAGGCUGACCGAUGUCGACGCAGUCGAGUCUUUCAUUGAUGCUGCUGAAGUGGUGGUGAUUGGGUUCUUCCAGGGCGAGGACAGUUUCGGCUAUAAGGAGUUUCUGACGUCCGUCUCUGAGGUCAGCCACCUUCCGGUGGCCCUGUGCUCUGAGAUGGAGGUGUGGACGAAGUACAGCAUCACCACCGACACCAUCUCCAUCUUCAGAAAGGCAGAUCUGCACCAGGAGAACCUGCAACUCUCUGAAACGAAGAAACUGGACAGUGACGGACUGACACGCUUUUUCCAGAUCAAUGAACUCCACUACAUCACUGAGUACAAUCCUGUGACGGCAGUAGGUCUAUUUAACUCCGACGUGAAGACACACCUCCUCCUCUUCGUCAACAGAGGGGCCGCGGACUUCACUGAGCUGAAGGAGAGGCUGGGGGCCCUGGCCCCUGAGUACACUGGCCAGUUCCUGUUUGUGCUGGUAAAUGGAGCUUUGAAAUCCAACGCCCGUUCCCUCGGCUACUUUGGAUUGAAGUCACGUGACCUCCCAAAAGUGGGUAUCUAUGAUGGCAACUCAGACAGGGCGUGGCUGCUACCCCCAGGAGAGAUCUCCACUGAGCGUGUGAGGGAAUUCUGUGAAUCCUUCCUCAAUGGGACACUACAGGAACAAGAAGACACGAAACAGGAUUCUAAAACUGAGCUGUGAAGCGAAUGAUGAAAUAAUAAAUUGUGGACUAAAUAAAA
Molecule: messenger RNA, 954 nt
Organism: Anguilla anguilla (European eel)
Lineage: Eukaryota; Metazoa; Chordata; Actinopteri; Anguilliformes; Anguillidae
Product: endoplasmic reticulum resident protein 27
Exons: 7
Coding region: 152-916 (254 amino acids)
Biological process (GO): response to endoplasmic reticulum stress; protein folding
Cellular component (GO): endoplasmic reticulum
Source: RefSeq, a predicted model, not a curated record